Messenger RNA from Polypterus senegalus (gray bichir), 2987 nucleotides. RefSeq names its product gastrula zinc finger protein XlCGF57.1-like. The record is from RefSeq and is a predicted model, not a curated record. Gene Ontology annotation, biological process: regulation of transcription by RNA polymerase II. The transcript has 3 exons. Gene Ontology annotation, molecular function: DNA-binding transcription factor activity; RNA polymerase II cis-regulatory region sequence-specific DNA binding. NCBI's taxonomy places the organism in Eukaryota, Metazoa, Chordata, Cladistia, Polypteriformes, Polypteridae. The coding region runs from base 167 to 1756 and encodes 529 amino acids.
CGGAAGCCGGGUUGCUUCGUAUGUUUAUCAGGCGUGAACACUGAACCGGAAUGCAGCAGUUAGUGUCAGGGUGCAGGCGUUGAGUCUUGGGUUGUCUUCAUUUGUCACAUCACGUGUACGGUGGGUAGCGACUACAAGUAGACACACGGAGGAGACAUAAAGUACAAUGCAGAAAAAUUCAAUAAAUGUUAAGAAGGAGGAAGAUGACUGUGAAUGGGAACCUGUCCGGCCGAUGCAGGAGAGUCCAGGCAUUAAGAAGGAGGAGGAUUGUGAAUGGGAGCCAGAGGGCAUUAAAGAAGAAUCGGAGCAGGGGUCUGCCUGCAUUGACAUGAAGUGUGAUGCUGAGCUCAAUGUGCAGUCUGAAGGUCAAGAUGGAAUGACGAAUGGAUUAGUGACCACACAUAGUAGUAGACUGUCCUCACUUCCGGGGCAUUCUGUGAAAUCUGAAUCCUUAAUGUACGACACAAUUGUAACUGAGGGAUUAACGCCAAAGGAUGAACCCUUAUCUACAGAUUUAUAUAACAGUGGCAACGUCUCCCCAUCUUCCUCCAGUCGGCCAUCACUUCAGUGUAGACUACAAGAAAAUAAAAACCUGAAGAAGCUGACCCUUAUGUCAAAGAUUUGCACACCUACUUCUUCUUCCCAGUGCACUUCUCAACCUGUUGUGAAUGUCCUGAAGACUGACCUUGUAAGCACUCUUCACUCAGUACAAAAUACAAAUUCAGCAGUUCUAUAUAUCUGCCGGGAACAAGAGAAGAGUGAUAAAUGUGAAUCUGAAUGUAAAGAUAACCAGAUACGUCAAAUGGGACAGAAGACAUACCGCUGUUCUGAAUGUGGCAAAAAGUUCCCUGAUAUGGCCAGAGUAGAGGCACACAAAAGAAUUCACGCUGGGGAAAAGCCGUACUCCUGUGCUGAAUGUGGCAGACAAUGCACUUCACUGAGCAAUCUUCAGAACCAUACAAGAAUUCACAGUGGUGAGAAGCCAUAUUGCUGUUCUCAGUGUGGCAAACAUUUUUCUCAGAUGGGCCACCUUCAGGUGCAUAUAAGAAUUCAUACUGGUGAGAAGCCAUUUUGCUGUUCUGAAUGUGGCAAACAGUUUUCUCAAAAGAGCCAUCUUCAGGCACACACACGAAUUCACACUGGAGAGAAACCAUACAGCUGUUCUGAAUGUGGGAAACAAUUCUAUACUAGUGGCCAACUUCAGAACCACACAAGAAUUCAUACUGGUGAAAAGCCAUAUUGCUGUAAUGAAUGUGGCAAACAGUUUUCUAAUGGGGGCACAUAUCAUAAACACACAAGGAGUCACACUGGACAAAAGCCAUAUUGCUGUUCUGAAUGUGGUAACCAAUUCUCGAAUAGGGCCAGUUAUCUGAAACACACAAAACUCCACACGUUGGCAAAGCCGUAUUGCCUUUCAGAAGUCUCUACUCGUGCUAAUCAUCAGACACGCACAAGAACAGACCCUAAAGAGAAGCCAUAUUGGUGUUCAGAAUGUGGCAAUCGAUUCUCUCAUAAGUGCAGUCUUAAUAAACACAUAAGAGCUCACGCCAGAGGGAAACCAUAUUCCUGUUCUGAAUGUGGCAAACAUUUCUCACAAAUGGGCAACCUUAACAUACAUAAAAGAAUUCACACUGGAGAGAAGCCAUAUUCCUGUUCUGGAUGUGGCAAAAGAUUUGCACAAAUGGGCACACUUCAGAAGCACACAAGACGUUACAUUGGAAAGAACCGGUAUUGUGGCUCUCAAUGCGGUGAAUGAUUCUCCACCCAUAAUGAGACACAUAAAAGAAUUCACACUGAAGAGAAGUGAGCAGUUACACUUGGACUAGCAAUUCUCAAAUGACACUUGGAACUCAAUGCCUUCAGCAGCAGAAAAUGAACUUUUAUUUUCAACCUCAAAGAAGGAUGUGUCGUCAAGAAGCCUGUAAAUACUUGUGAAAUGAAUUUAAUGACAAGGUAGAAAACUGACAUAGAACACAUUGCUCAAAUGAAUAAAUCCUCAGACGUUUCUCAACAAUAUGCAGGAAAGCGCGAGUCAUAAACCAACUAGCCUUCCCCAUCUUGGCAUACUGCUUCAGAAUCACAGAUUGGCUACCAAAUGACCUGAAUUACCUGGAUGCUAAAACAAGAAAACUACUCCGUGCACCUCAAUUAAUCUUUAUAGAUCAAUACAUUUGGAGAUCUGGGGGUGUAAUUGACCCUACGUUGUAGUCUAGGCCUACCUGAUGUGUCCUCAAGACCAACGUGUAUAGAUGAUAUUCUGCCAUGAUGCAAAAUAACUUGGAACAACAUCUGUUAUACAGCUAGGUCAAUUGUUUCGUAAAAAUUACUACAUGACUGACCACCCCCCAUUUGUGCAGACAGUGACAGUAGAAAUACAGGAUAAUGGAAAACAAGAAGGUGUUACUCACAAGACAUUCCGAACCCACCUGACAGAAGUAUUGAUGCCAUGAAACCAGAUGUUGUUGCUGACAAGAAACAAUUAGAGAAAAUCUGGAUUAAAGAAAUGUCCUUACCAAGAGACGACACAGAGCUGAAACUGUAAAGGCAUAAAACAACAAUAAUAAUAACUCAUUAAAAAGAAAUGUAAUCGGAGAUUAGGCCAGAUGUGUAAUAAAUACACAAACAUCAUGCUGGUGGUGAGAGGGCUAAUUAAGUGGAACUUCUUGACCUCCUGAUAACUAUCACCACUUCCUGUCAACUACAAAAACAGGUGCUAAUGCUAACAAUGCAGUUACUACCCCAAGCCCUUGUAGUUUUAAGAAGAAGAACAUCAUGGUGCAACAUCUAGUCAUGGCUAACAGGUGAGGUCUGCCCUGGAAGACUUUCAUUGAUCAUUAACCUCCAAGAGUAGCUAUCUAUGUGACAAGUGAUUCUCUUAAACUAAUUUCUUCAGAGACACACCAGUAUUCAUACUAGAGGCAGCACUGGAACUCUGCCAAGCCCACACAGCUAAAUUACUGAAACAAAUAAAAAUAUGUACAAAUGAA